UCUGUGAUGAUUCGUGGGAGGGGAGUAGACAGCGGGGAAAGCCAGUCGCUUCUCGAAAGGCAUUCCGGAGAUAGCCGAGAGUUUCCGUUCACAUCCGAAGCAGCCACCGGAAGUUGCCGAACUCCCAGAGAAGGCGCUGUUGCGGCCUACUGCGUGAGGAGGACCUGGGCUGGAAAGCGCCACCACCGUGCGACCGUAGCUAGGCCGGAUCGAGGGACGUCCUCCUCCUCCUUAGCCAUGUCGGACUUCGACGAGUUUGAGCGGCAGCUAAAUGAAAACAAACAGGAACGGGAUAAAGAGAAUCGUCAUCGUAAACGCAGCCACAGUCGUUCACGAAGUCGUGACAGGAAACGUCGCAGUCGUAGCCGUGACAGGCGCAACAGGGAUCAGCGCAGUGUUUCACGAGAUCGCAGGAGACGCAGGUACAGAUCCCCAACAAGAUAUUUUUAUACUGAGUAGAGAAUCUUAGGCAAAACCUCAGACACAUAGAAUCUUUUGCCAUUUAGAAUUAUGCAGAAUAGUGAUUUAUCUGAAAACUAAAUUUCCUGGGGAAAACUACUCAAACAAUAAAAUUAAAAGUGAGAAAAAGGAUUCAGAAGAAAAGAUAAUAAUUAUAAAAAGAAAAAAAAGUUAAGAGAAUGGGAUAAAAGGAGAAAAUUAAUAAGAAGUGGAAUUUUUGGGAGACCAAGAGCAAAUGGUUAAAGAGGAGAAAGGGAAAUAAGGUACAUAUUAGUAGAUUAAAGGGAAUUGUAUUAAUAUUAUUAAUGGUGGAUAGUUAAUUAAGAUGUAAGAGAAUUAUAACAACAUUAUUAAUGGUGGAUAAUUAAUUAAGUUUUUUAUGUUAAAAUUGAAUUUGAUGUAUGUUGCUUACAGCAAAACAGACCAACAGAUGAAAUGUGAAAUGGCAAUUUGGUUUAACUUUAAGACAAUUUUAAUUAAGAGAUGAAGAUGAAAUGUUAAAGAGUGGAAUGAAGAAUUUGAAAAACAUAUUUAGCGAUGGAGUUGAUGUUAUUGUAAGAGAUUAGAAAUUAAGGGAGAUUAGAGAUAUUUAUGUAUUAAGAAAAGUUUAAGAUAAAAAUAUGGAAAGAGAAUAAUUGGCUAAAAUUGGAAAGAAUGAUGCAAAAUGGAUUGUGUAUAUGAGAUGAUGAACAAGAAAAGAUUUAGACAACACUUUGUUAAUAAAUACGUUAAAAACUUUGCAAUAAAAUUUUUUUAAAAAAAUCUUGAACCUGAUGAGAUUUGAUCUGCCAAAUUGCAAGCAGCCAACAGGCAGCAAAAUUAGCCUGCAGUACUGCAUUCUAACCACUGUACCACUGUGGUUUGAUUAUUAAUAACAUACUUUUCCUUACUGAUUAAUGUCUUUAGUGAUGAAUACACAUGACCUAGGUAUUUGUGCUUGGGCACUUUUUAAACCCAGUUAGAAAUACAAUAUGCCACAAUAAUAAAUGAAUAAAGUUCUUUCUGGAAUUUUUUUUUCUUAGCAAUAGU
This is a messenger RNA of Thamnophis sirtalis, 1488 nucleotides long. The record is from RefSeq and is a predicted model, not a curated record. NCBI's taxonomy places the organism in Eukaryota, Metazoa, Chordata, Lepidosauria, Squamata, Natricidae.